GGUCGUCCUAUAGUUACAACCACAUCAUUCGCAAAUCACAACAUGGCACUUCCAAAUUACCACUAUGCCCGCAUCAAUGACAGUGAGAAUAGCGAAAAGACUACUAGACAGAACGAAGAGUCGUCUCGCACACGAUGGCUGCGUCAGUACCCAGGUUUUAUUCUUGCCAUUGUGAUCGUCCUAUUAUGGACCAUGACAAGUCUCAUCAAAAUCAAUUACAAUGAAACCGAUGUCACUGAUGGAGGAAACUCCUCGCAGAAUGUCUGGCUGAGAUACGGAUGGUGGUCCAAAUACAGCACCAAUGACAACCACAAUAUCACAGCGGUAAAGGAGGUCGACCAAGCUUGGGAUGAUAUUGCUCCAGGUCAUGGUACUGUUGCAAUCGAUCACCAACGGGCGGGUGAUCUAGGCCUUCCGCGGAGCAUGAGCCUUCCUAACGAUCACUCAAAAGGAGUGUAUAUCAUAGACGCAUAUCAUCAGAUACACUGUUUGACCAUAAUCCGCAAGACGCUACGCCAAUUAGAGAGAAAGGAACCAGUAACAUGGCCUGCCGGACAUACGAUACAUUGUUUCGAUGCAUUGCGCCAGUAUAUCAUGUGUACUGGAGGUGACACCUUACUCUAUACCAGAGGUCGCAACACAACAGGCGAUGGACAAUUUCGUCAAUGCAAAGACUGGGCGAAGCUCCGGGACUGGGCCACUUCACAUACGGCCUGCUAUCGGGACAGCGAAAAGUCUAUACCGCUAGAAGACCAUUUCGGAUAUUGCGAUAACGGUAAUGAUGGUCUCUGAUGGAUUUAUGGAGAUUAGGAGGUUCGAGAAAACAUGUUUUUAAGCUAUGCUCGUCAGGACAAAGCAAAAACAACGUUUUUUUUUCAUGGUCUUCCAGAUAGCAGGUGCCCAGGGUACUCCGAUGGGGAUGGUGUUUAGUAGCUCGUUUUCUAGGUAACAAAACCAUAAUAGUUCGCUUGUAAUGUCAUGAUUCCGCCCAGAUUUCAUUCCAAAAUGCGCGACGAAAUCAAUGCAGAGAGCCAUCGUAACGAUCGCGAUUUGCCAGGCAAUGAUCCAGACAACAAGCCAUAAUUAUCGCGAUAACAGGCUAAAGACAUGCAGUAAUUGCGAUGACAAGUAUAGUAAUGAUCUACAACACACAUGCACAUGUAUGUACAUUUACAGCGCAGCACCUGUCACUUAGGACUGGGCCUGGCCAUGAGCUCCGCCCCAGAUCUUCACACUUAACACUGCGAAUCUCUGCAAGAUCCUACGCGAUGAGUGGACUCUUUCGGAUCCUGAUGCAAACAUGUAUGCGGCCGGGCGGCUAGUGUGGGAUUCAAUGACGUACCCUUGUCAAGCUCUCACAGUAGGAUACGAACUAAGCCUGUGCAUACACGAUGACUUCU
Molecule: messenger RNA, 1400 nt
Organism: Periconia digitata
Lineage: Eukaryota; Fungi; Ascomycota; Dothideomycetes; Pleosporales; Periconiaceae
Source: the annotation of a GenBank genome assembly